Branchiostoma belcheri (Belcher's lancelet) is the source of this 5814-nucleotide messenger RNA. RefSeq names its product kinesin-like protein KIF28P. Gene Ontology annotation, molecular function: ATP hydrolysis activity; microtubule motor activity; ATP binding. The record is from RefSeq and is a predicted model, not a curated record. NCBI's taxonomy places the organism in Eukaryota, Metazoa, Chordata, Leptocardii, Amphioxiformes, Branchiostomatidae. Gene Ontology annotation, cellular component: kinesin complex; microtubule. Bases 338 to 3544 code for a protein of 1068 amino acids. The transcript has 29 exons. Gene Ontology annotation, biological process: cytoskeleton-dependent intracellular transport; microtubule-based movement.
UGCAUCUCUUGUCCCCGGUGCCCCAAACCUUCGUCGCGUUGGAAACGGUACACAAUUCCUGAGGAUCUUAUUUCCCCAGGGGCACUCUCCUGAAAGGAGAGCCAUUGUCCCCGUGCGGUAAUUUACUCUGGGGGCGCUGAGACCGUGCCGAACAUUUCUCUGUACGUCAGUGGGCCGGGAGCCACACGGUGUCCGCGGAAGGCCGGGGUCGAUAGACACUGCUGACUCGCGGAUCUCUGUACAGUACAUUGACUUCCCCGUGUGGCACGCCGUCUGUGUGUACGGUUUGGAGGGCAACAUUUCUAUAUUCUAGGAUUUCACAGGAGAUAUACCAGGAAUGGGCGACGACAGGGAAGCCGGGGUGAAGGUGGCUGUCCGAUGUCGUCCCUUCAACCAAAGGGAGAAGGACAGAGGUGCCAAGUUGAUUAUUGACAUGAACGGGGCGAUGACAACCAUCCAAAACCCCGAAACACCGAAUGAAGAACCCAAAAAGUUCACAUUUGACUUCUCAUAUUGGUCUCAUGAUGGAUACAAUGAAAAAGACGAUGGGUAUCUGGAGGCCCAGCCAGGGUCAAAGUACUCCUCUCAGAGAAGAGUAUUUGAGGACCUGGGACAAGGAGUAUUGGAUAAUGCUUUUAAAGGUUUUAACUGUUCACUGUUUGCCUAUGGACAGACUGGAUCAGGAAAAUCAUACUCCAUGGUGGGGUAUGGCAACAACAAAGGAAUUGUGCCUAUCACUUGUGAUGAGCUGUUCAAGGCUAUUGAGGCUGGCGACAAAGCCACGAAAUAUGAAGUUACUUUCUCCAUGUUGGAGAUCUACAAUGAGCAGGUCCGUGACCUCCUCAGUAAAGACAAUCCCAAAGGUGGUCUGCAGGUGCGACAGAACCCCAAACUGGGACUGUUCUACGUCGUGGGGCUCAAGAAGGUGGCUGUGGGGAGCUACGCUGAGAUUGACAAGAGAACCCAAGAAGGUACUGCUAACAGAACAGUGGCCUCCACCAACAUGAAUGCCACCAGCAGUCGAGCCCACACCGUCGUCACCAUCACCUUCGACCAGAUCUCCAAGAAUGAAGCUGGAGAAGAAACCAAGAAGAGCAGUGUCAUCAACUUGGUAGAUUUAGCAGGUAGCGAGCGUGCGGACAGUACGGGAGCCACCGGAGACAGAUUGAAGGAGGGAGCCAACAUCAACAAGUCCCUGUCAGCCCUGGGCAAUGUCAUCUCGGCACUUGCUGAUCUGUCUGGUGGUAAGAAGAAGGUCAUGGUUCCCUACAGAGACUCUGUCCUCACAAAACUGCUGCAGAAUGCCCUGGGAGGAAACAGUAAAACUGUCAUGAUUGCUGCCUUGUCGCCGGCUGACAUCAACUAUGACGAGACCCUCAGCACGCUGCGGUACGCCGACCGUGCCAAGAAGAUCAAGAACAAGGCUGUGGUGAACGAGAACCCGCUGGACAAGCUGAUCCGAGAACUGCGGGAGGAGAACGAGAAGCUGAAGAAGCAGAUGGGAGGGGCGAUGCCUGUGGCGGGCGGGGCAGGCAUGGACCCUGCUGAUGGGACAUACAGCAAAGAAGAGAUUGAGAGAAUGCGUAAAGAGAUGGAGGAGGAGAUCCGAGCCCAGCUGCUGGCCAAUCAGGAGCAGAUGAAGGACAUGGAUGAGAGCUUUGAGGAGAAGCUGAAGAGAAACAGAGAAGAGCAGGAGGCGAUGGGAGCUGCCCAGGCCAACACACAGGACAGGAAGAACAAGGAUCCCCACCUGGUCAACCUGAAUGAGGACCCCAUGUUGUCUGGGGUCAUCUUCCACUUCAUUGAGCCAGGAGAGAUGACCAUCGGCAGAAAGGACGCCAGCCCUCCACCCAUGAUCCCACUUACUGGCCUGAGUAUUUCCAAGCAACACGCAGUCAUCACUUUUGAGAACAACGAGGCCACUGUCAAGCCAGGGGAGCAAGGAGCCAAGACCAAGAUCAACGGUGUUCCCCUGACAGGACCAACCACUCUACAGCACCUGGACAGAGUUCUCUUUGGUUCCAACCACAUGUAUGUGUUCCAUAACCCCCUGAAUCCCAAGGCUCCAGAAAACACCCCCAGUAAGAUUGACUGGGACUUUGCCCAGAAGGAGAUUGCAAAACACAAAGGUUUUGACACUGCCAGUGCUGGGAUGACCAAAGAACAAAUCAUUGCCCAGGAGCAGAUCCUGGAGCUGCUGCCCAUGGUGUCAGAGGUCAACGCCAUCAGUGAGGAGCUGAACAAACAUCGCACCUUCGAGGUCAUCCUCAUCAGCGGGGCAGCCAUGGAGGGAUACGGCAGCAAGAAGGGCGCAAAAGUGGUGGUGAAGAUGAAGAAUCUACUGAAUGGCAACACUUGGUUGUGGGAAAGGGGCAAGUUCAUGAACAGGAGGUACAUGAUUCAGGAACUGUACCAGAGGCAUUUAGAUGGUGAUGAGGAUGUGAUGAAGAUACCAAAGGAGGAGGACCCGUUCUGGGAGCCUCCUGAAGACGUGCUGAUUGGCACGGCAAAUGUCUUCUUGCAGUCCCUGUCUUACGCUCUGGACUUUGAUGACAAACUUGCCGUAACAGAUUACAAGGGAGUAGAGGAGGGCAACUUGUACGUCAACAUCACACCAUGCAGUGACAAAGGGAAACCCCUCGAUGAGGACUUCUUUGUGGAAGAUCCCCAAGAGCUGCUAGGGAAACCAUUCCACUACAAGGUGACUAUCAAAAGUGCAGAGGUGAAUAAAGCCAAGUACUCCAAGGGUCUGCAUAUCAAGUACAAGGUGUACCAAGACGAGGAUGUCACCAGCACACCUGUCAUUAAGGAUACCCUGUCUCCUGAGUUCAAACAUCACAGGAUCAUCACCUAUCCUGCUGUCAAUGAGGAUCAGCUUGGGUACUUUGAGCAUGGCUGCAUCACAUUCCAGCUGUACGGGGUACAGGAGGACUCUGUCAAUGACAACAGGCUCAUGAAGAUGACAACCAAGGAGUUGCGGCAGAUGGAACAGUUGCAGAACCCGGGUAUGCAGCGGCGUCAGACCAUUUCUGGGGAGGCCUCUGAGGAAAGCAAGCUGAGAAAUGAGCUGGAAGUUCUCAAAAAGAAGUUUGAGAGACUUGAGAAGAAAGAGAAGAGAAUACAGGACCUGUGUUCAGAGUGGAAGGGCAAGCCAGCAGAAGAGCAGCAGUUUGAGCCGUUCUGGCGACACGUGUCUGCCGUAGCCAACAGCUCCGGCAACAAACUCAAAACCAGAGUGGAGAUUCUCAACACGAUGUUGAAAGGCCAGAAAAUGCUGCGAGCAAAACAGUCUUCCGAUGGUAGUGGUGCAAAUGAUGAUCUUGUUAGUGUGUACAGCUUUGAGUUGGACCCAAAUGAUAAGGAGCAAACAGGCAACAACCAGAGGGCAAAAAGGAAUGGUGGUUUGGGCACUGGAAGUUCAGACUCUCCAAAUGUAAUUCAGUCUCAGAAGGCGAUGCAGGGAGGAGGAACAGCAGGGGCCCAGAACGGCAGUAACGGCUCCAUCAACAGUGGCAACGGCAGUAAGGCUUGUGUCAUUCAGUAGUGCUGCUGGAGAGGGACUGCGCAGCUUGUCUGUCAGCUUUUGAAUGAAGUAGUUUUGCCAUGAGAUCAUUCCUAUCUGAGAUUACACUACAAAAGAAUUUAUGAACUCUUUAAACAAGUAAUAGAACAUAUCUUCUCUUGUGAAGAAAAUAGAGAGUACGCAUGAUAUGCAAAUGUAUUUGUCAAAUGUGUCAUAGACAUUCCUGCACUUGUAUAUCCUGUUAAUGACAUGACUGUGAGUUUUCAAACUUGGUUUGUAAGGAACACACUAUAGUAUCACUUGUUAUGAUGGCGUUGUUUUACUGUACAGAACAGGCCCUAGCUAGAAUGUUUGUAAGGUUUGUUAUGUAGUCAAAGCUUCCCUAGAUGCUUACUACAAUGUAGCUGUAAGUACAGAUGACAAAAGUUUGAAAUGUGUGCUACUUAUAAGAAGGAAUAAUUGUAUGUGACAAAAAUCAUACAGGAGAUUGAAAUGGCUAAGAAGACAGGGACCCGAAUGUGCAAUUCUGUCAAAGCAGCUACAGUACUGUAGUAAUAUAGGUGGAGUGUUCAAAACAUCUUUAAAAACCUAUUUUUUACAAUUUUCCUACUCAAAAAGAUUCUGUGUGGGCUACCUUUAUGAUACAAAAAUAAUCUUAAGAAAGAUCACCUGCCACUUUUAAUUAGCCCUUGGAUCACUAAAGAUAGAUGAUAGAUAUCUCUUCUUCUCUGUGCAAUACACUUAAUCUUUAAGUUAGUGGAUCAUUGACUCAUCUCUAUGUACAUGUAGGUGUCCAUUAAGGCCAUACUGACUUUGUAUCCUGGUUCUUUGAUUUUUCCGAGCCAUCGUUUUUUUAUCUGUAAAUAUGAGAGAACUAAGGAAUCAAAUUGAUACAGUAUGGAUGGUUAAACUGGGUCCAAAAUAACAGAGUUGCUACAAUGUAUCAGAUUGGCAAACAAACCACAGUAUUCUCAACAAUGUUAGAGAACAUGUGAUACAUUCAUAGGAAUAAUUAGCUUUCACAAAAUCUCCACUUCAUGCUGCUGUACUUUUAUGUAAGUUUGUAUCUACAUUUCUUGUUAUUUGGGACAAUGUUUGAGAUUAUAUUCUCAGAAAAACAUGAAUUCUUUAUAACAGUAGUUGAAACAUUUCUGAGUGUGUCUGAAAUGCCACUCAGGUGCCAAAGUUGAGAAUAGACACUGAAAGUGUAUAUAAGAGCUCAUUGCUUUUAAACAUUUUUCAUCCAAAUGAGGAUGAUUUUGUGAUAUGCUCUAAAAAGCACUUCAUUAUUGGUUAAUUCAGAAACAGCACGUCUAACAAUUUUGUAAGAUAAUGUGAGAUGUAUCAAGAAUGAGAUAUCUUUAUAGCAUUCACUGUGUGUCUAAAUACUGCACUGAUUGUCUGUAUCUGUAUAGGCAGUUUAGCUACCCAUCAGUGUAACACGCCAGCACUAGGUGGUUAUAUGAACUACAUGUCUAAUGCUAUGUAAUAGAUACUUUCUUGUCCUUGUUCCCAUUGUUUAGAGUGACAUUCAUGUAUGCUUAGAUGUAGAUAUUGUCAACUGUGAAGAAUCUUGUUGGGGUAAGGGAGGAUUUUUAAAUGAAUAGUUUGAAGUUUAUUUCUAAAACUGUAAUGUUACAAUCUUUCUGUUGUUCUUUGAAAUGGGUCAUUCUCUUUACAGUUUAAUAGCACCCCCCCAACAAUCCUUCCUCCUUCAUCCAAAGUACCCUUCAACAAAGCCGUACAUUGCUGCUUUCAACAUAUACCCGAUCCGAGUCAUAUGAGUGCCAUUGUGAUUAAAAAAAAUUAGAAAGCAUUGCCAAGUACCUACAACUUAAAGAGGAACAAUGUUAAAGCCUUGUAAUGUAGCAAUGUUACGUUGUACUGAGCACGUGCAGUCUGAAACAGAAUUGUCUAUCUGCUUCUUUUAUGCAGAAAAGGAUCAAAUGUAUAUAUAUAAUUUCUUGUCCAGAAAAAAAAAUUACGUUUGCUUGCACAAUCUGAUAUCAAGCUUUUGCUGUAUAUCAUAAAACAAUAGGCUAUGCUUUACGAUAGUAUUGAUAUGUAGGCUAUGGAAUCACAUAGAUUGAGCCAUUUUGAAAGGUUUGGUUGAUCAUUUCUGUAUUAUAAUUGCCCUGUCAGAUGGUGUAAAAUUUGUACAUAGAUAUGGUGAGGUAAUUGUAUAAUUUUGGAAUAUCUGAAUUUAUGGAAAACAAAGUAAAUAGGUGUUAUGAUUAGUGACUGUGUUUCUGCACAAAGGCACCUUAAUAAAGUUGGAUUUUGUCACUGAA